Molecule: messenger RNA, 4532 nt
Organism: Biomphalaria glabrata
Lineage: Eukaryota; Metazoa; Mollusca; Gastropoda; Planorbidae
Product: transient receptor potential cation channel subfamily V member 2-like
Exons: 3
Coding region: 429-2978 (849 amino acids)
Biological process (GO): calcium ion import across plasma membrane
Cellular component (GO): membrane
Molecular function (GO): protein binding; calcium channel activity
Source: RefSeq, a predicted model, not a curated record
CAACCUAAGGUAGACUGUAGUCAAGUCAAUUAAGUUCCAAGGUAUCCAUAGAUUUAUUGAUCGUGUCUGUCUCACAAAACCAGAAGAUACGUUUCUUCUCAUACUUUGGAUGUUCAACUCCAAAGUUCAUGUGUCUCUUCAGUUUAAAGACUGUAUCAGAAACUACAUUCACAGUACAGUGUCAUUAGAGGAUGGAAUGGGUUGCCUGAAUUUGCCAGGAAAACCAACGAUUUAGCAGAGUUAAAGUCAUUGAUUAACAUGCCUGACCUGAUUGACACAUGAAAUACUAAGACAUGUGAUCGAAGCACUUCUGUUUUAGAUAUGAAUAUAAUGAAAACGUCUUCUACUGCCUAUGUGUGAAACGUCUUAUCUUGUAUUUUAGCGUGGACGUAUUUGAAUAAAGUGACUCUAUGCUUAUAUAAAAAAAAAUGUGCUGCAUCAUUGAACCAUUCAAAACAAGUGUUGCUGCUGAAGUAGACUAUGCCAAAGAAGACGUCGAAGUGAAAGCUAUAUAUGAUGCAAUAAAAUCUGACGAUGACAACACAGUAGAUUUAAGUCAAAAGAAGAAGGACGCCAACCAAGACGAAGGUUCUGAUCAGAAUGAAGACUCAAAAGGGUUGUGUGCACUUCGCAAGUUCAUUAUAGGCCGUGAUAAAGUAGAGGUUUCUAAUCGUUUAAGAAAUUUUUAUUCUAGAGCUUCCGAAGUUUACACAGAGGAGAAUAAAACUGAAGGAAGCCGAGACAGACUGAUACACACUGCUGCAUUAUUCAGUAAAGAUAGCAGCAUAAUUGAACUCUUGACGAAGUAUUGCCCAUCAUUGAUUACCAAGAAACGAACAGGGGGCUAUGCGGGACAAACUGCUUUGCAUAUAACCAUUUUUAAACAAAAGUUUAUAGCUACAGAAAUCCUUUUAAAAGCGGCAAAGUCUAACAAUCUCUAUAACAAGGUCUUGUCUGCCAGGGCCACGGGGCCCAAUUUCAAGAAUAACAUAAUGAUGGGAGAGACUGUAUUCUCUGUAGCUGUAUUAACUCUAAAACCUGAGAUGGUAGAUCUUCUGCUGAGACACGACGCUCCUAUUGAAGAAGUCAAUAGCAAGGGAGAUAAUGUUAUUCAUACAUUAAUUAAAUAUGCGGCUAUUAAACCUGACAGUAUACCCAAAAUUAUCAAAAUGUUAAAGUACUUGAGAAAAAAAACAUUGAAUCGCUAUAAAGACCAGGACAAAACAGACACGUUAGUUGCAAAAUUAUGGUUUGGAGAAAAUGAAAAUUUAGAGACGCCAUUAAAGUUGUCCGUUUCCAGAGGGUUAGUAGACGUCUUCAAUGCCCUGAUGAAGAUGAAAUCUAUAUUCUACUUUCCUUGCAAAAUUGACGGAACUUUCGACUUACGCUUCUAUGACAUAACAGAGAUCGAUCACAUCAAUCAGCUGGAAUACACAAAAAACAAGUUAAAGAAGACACCCAUCUCCAGCUCCUGCUGCCCCAGCUGCUCCUUCUCCUGCUACUCCUGCUGCCCCCGUUGCACCAGCUGCUGCACCUGCUGCAGAUGCUACUGUUGCUCAAGCUGCUUCUUUGUUAAGAAACGAAUUUCUAUUACUGAAAAGCUUUGCGAUCUUAAAUGGGAAACAGCAUUGCCUUUUAUUGAUGACUAUGAUGUUCCCAUAAUCAAAGCCGUCUUGUCCAAAAGAUACAAUAACAAAAGCCUAAAGUUUGUUUACAUGCUGUACGCUUUUAACCACUUAAUUAUGUUGCUACUUUUUACAAUCUCCAUUUUCUACAGAAAGUAUGUUGCCAAUACAAAAUGCAGCGACAGCUGCAGAAAUGAAUAUAAUGUAAGCCAAGUGGUGCCCUGGAUUCUUAUGGUUUACGGCAUGGCAAUGAUAGCUUUAGAGUUUGUGAGAUGUCUGGGUUUAAAAAAAAUUGACUUGGUUUUUAAACCUUACAAAAAAAGUCAAGGAAAAGGGGAAUUCUUAAAAGAAAUAGGCAGACGCCUGAUAAUGAGAUAUCAUCAGAAUGACUUGUACAGAAUCGGACAAUUAGUAUUCGCUGUCUGUUUAGUGGUCGAUUGUUUUAUGUUUAAUGUCCAAAAGGAGGACAAAAAUGAUCUGACCGUGACCGCUCUCUUUUCUGGCGUCUGGUUCACAUUCUUUUUCUUUAAGGGAUUGGACAAGUUUUCGAUCUACACGGUCAUGUUUCAGAAAGUCAUUAUGGGAGAUAUGUUUCGUUUUGGUAUCUGGAUAGUGAUUGAGUUCACUGCGUUUUGUUUCGCUAUGUACAUCGUUCUGAGUGAUAACAUCAAUGAAGUAGAAGAGUUCAGUACAUUUACGAAUACAACAUUAACCAUGUUUUCUUACAUGCUUGGCCUCAAGGAUUUGUCUUUCCUAGACCAAGUGGAUGACACAAGUCAGCAUCUAGUGGCCAUUAUCUAUGUCUUAUGUAUAAUCGUCACAUAUAUACUGCUGAUCAACUCACUGAUCGCUAUGAUGUCUAAAAAUGCAGAGGAUACUUUUAAACAUCGAAAGUCCAUGAUUCUCUUACAGAAGUUCUCCGUCGUCUUGUUCUUGGACGCCAUUUUUUUAAUAUUCUGUUUACAUAAACCGAUCAAUGAAAGAUUGUCUUCCGGUACAAUCUCCAAUUCAAGAAAAGACAAUCCAAAAAAAGACAGAUUCUACCUGGCCAUAAAAACAGAAAAUAGUGGUAAAUUUAAACGACAAAAUAAUGACGGAAGCAGUUUGAGAAAUUUAACUUUAAGAGAUUUUAAAAACAAUUUGCUUCUAACCAAACAAACAAUUUCAAAGGAAAGAAAAAAAAUGUUUGACAUUUUAAAAGAUUUACCCAUUAAAGCACAAACGCCACAUACACCCUCAUUUGAAGGUGGUGAAGAUUCACAAAGUAAAACGGAAUAUGUGAUUGACAUAAGAUCAGAGCCCCGGAUUCCUGAUGAUAGUGACCCAGUGCUUGAUAUAGACAAUCAAUUUUAAAGAAACAAAGUGUUUUAACGAGGCCGGAUUUACAAACGCAGUGCAGACUGAGUGACGUCCCGUGGACAAUAAAAAUUAAAAUUUAUAAGUAAUGUAUUUUUCUAUGUUCAAAAAUAUUAGCUUUUAGAUUUAGUCAUUAAUAUUAUUCAGUGCAUUUUUUAUAUAAAAACAAGCAGAACAAAAAUAAUAAAAAAAAACAAAGCUUGUAUUUAGUUUAGUUACAUCAAUGAAUCUAAAUCUGUCUGGAAUAGCCGCGAAAUCUGUCAUGUAAUUAAACUUGUAAUAGAUCAAGACUAUCAAUAAUAAAUCUGCGAUUAGAAAUAAUCUUGCCCAUUUUUAUUUUGUUUAGCGCAAUCUCAUGUUUUUAGCUUUCUCACUAAGCUAUGAUCCUAUCACUUUCUCACUAAACUAUGAUCCUAUCACUUUCUCACUAAGCUAUGAUCCUAUCACUUUCUCACUAAGCUAUGAUCCUAUCACUUUCUUACUAAGCUAUGAUCCUAUCACUUUCUUUCUAAGCUAUGAUCCUAUCACUUGUCUCGACCAGUUAAAAAGGGUAUGGGGGAGAAAGAAGGAGAUAUCGGGGUGAUCACUUUUAAAAUGUAUAUUUCUUUAAAUUGAACGACCUGAAUUCAAACUCUGGGGCUAAAGCCUUCUAAGCCUCCUCAAACCACUGCGCCAGGGAUGAAACUAUGUUAAUAACUAGUUAUAAAUAUUUACAACCUUUCUUCCUACAAACAAUAUAAGAGGCUAAUUCAACUUAUACUUUCUUAUCAGUCAAGUAGAAUUUCUUUCCCUUGUUCGAGAUACAAAACAAAACUUUAGUUUUUUUUUUUUUUGUUUUAUUGAUUCUUGUGUUUUCAUGUAACAGAAAUAAGUAUGCCACAUUUCAGUGUGGGAAAAUUAGUGUGUACAAACUUUUUUCCAGACAGACAGAAAGAGUGAGUUGAUAUAAGCUUUGCAAAAAAAACAACAACAUUCGAAACAUUUGAAGUAGCGAUACUAUCACUUGCAUUCUUGGGUACCAAUUAUUUUCUCUUCUGUGUGUCUGUGAUCGUUUUAAUUAAAUAUUUUAUUUAGUUAUUCUGAGAAGUUUAAUGGAUUUAACAAAGUAUGCAUAUUAGAGUAGGAAUGAGAUUAAAUGUACACAUAGGCCUAUCAAGUUCUUUCUUUAAAAAAAACGUCAUACUUUAGAGCUAUUGAUAUUUUAAGUGCAUUAGCCUAAAUUAAAGCUUGUAGAGGUUAAGAGGUCUCAACUUACUAAAGCCACAAUAUGGCAUGUAUGGAUUUACUAGGCCCGUGUAUUAAAUAUACAUGAUUUUAAUUAUUCAUUGAUAGACUUAUAUUUAUAACCUGGCAUUAAUUAAUUCAUUUAUAUAUUUAUAACCACCUUAUUUAUGUAUUGAUAUAUGGACAACCGGCUAUUAUUUUGUGUGUGUGUGUGUGGGGAAAUAUAAAUUGCAGUUUCAGUAUCCUGGGCAAUUAUGUAAGACUCUGUUUGUAAAUAUUUUUGAUAAUGUACAUGUAUAUGAAUGAUAAAUAAAGAGUAUUCAUUUA